AACACGGGAUCUUGGUACGAGCCCUUCAUUGAGAGCGGGUCAGAGAGAGAAGAACCUCCGUCCGACCCUCAUGGCCUCAUUCAUCUCCCCUCUCUUUGCAUCUCGGUCUUUCUCUAGAUCCGAUCUCCCGAAUAUCUCUUCUAAGACCCUAACUUGAUCCUGGAAUGGCUUUCUACCGGCUCAUUGGCGAGUGGUCGCGAUCUCGCCGGUGGAGAAGGUAUGCGCGAGUCUGGAAGCGGAGAUGCCCCCUCUGGAUAUUCUCGCUCUGUUUGCUUUCUUUAGUUUAUCUCUCCUUCUUCGAUAUAAAGGUCCAAUUCCAUGGUUUGCGCCACGGGCUGGUGAACCAAGGAAUUUCUGUAGAUGAAAUUGGUGAACUGGAGUUCUCUAGACCUCCAAGAGCCAAAUCUCGCAAACAUCAUGUUCAAUGUGAAGUUGGAUUUCUGGAGUCAGUUGAUGACCUUGUGGAGCCAGAAAACUACAUGAAUUUUACACAAUUUUUGCUAAGAUACAUCACUAAAGAGGAGAUACCUCGUGGGAACAAUGUAUUUGAGCCUCGAUUUGGUGGACAUCAGACCCUUAAACAAAGAGAGAACUCAUACUAUGCUAGAAGUCAAACACUUCAUUGUGGUUUUGUCAAAGGACCAGAGGGAUUCCCUAGCACUGGAUUUGAUUUGCAUGAGAAGGACAAAGAAUACAUGGCUACUUGCAAAGUUGUGGUAUCAUCUUGCAUUUUUGGAAGCUCUGAUUUUUUGAGGAGGCCAACAAAGAGUAAGAUUCGCGCAUAUUCUAAGAAGAAUGUAUGCUUCGUGAUGUUCCUGGAUGAGCUAACAUUGGCAAAACUUUCUUCAGAAGGACAAAUUCCCGAUGACAACGGGUACAUUGGUCUGUGGAGAAUAAUUUUAGUGAAUAACUUACCAUAUGCAGAUAUGCGGAAAUCUGGGAAGGUGCCGAAAUUUUUGUCCCACCGACUUUUCCAAUCAGCUAGGUAUUCUAUUUGGAUUGAUAGCAAAAUGCGUCUUCAAGCUGAUCCUCUGCUGAUUCUUGAAUACUUUUUAUGGCGGAAGGGGUCAGAAUAUGCUAUUUCAAGCCACUAUGACCGCCAUUGUGUUUGGGAAGAAGUUCUUCAAAACAAGCGCUUGAAUAAAUAUAAUCAUUCUGCCAUUGAUGAACAGUUUCAAUUCUACCAGUCAGAUGGUCUGAUCAAGUUUAACGAGUCUGACCCUAGUGUUCCUCUUCCGAGUUAUGUACCUGAAGGUUCAUUUAUUGUGCGUGCACACACACCCAUGUCGAAUUUAUUUUCGUGCCUUUGGUUUAAUGAAGUGAGUCGGUUUACCUCACGGGAUCAGUUGAGCUUUGCAUACACUUUCUUGAAGCUAAGAAGAAUGAAUCCUGGAAAACCAUUUUUCCUAAACAUGUUUAAGGACUGCGAACGGAGGGCAAUAGCUAAAUUGUUUCAUCACAGGACAGAAGAUUCACAUCCUCCACCUGCUUCUUGAUGGUGAAUUUUUUUUUGAGAAAUUCUUCUUGGUAGAGGAUUUUUUUUACAUAUUACUAUCAGAUUCCAGCUUGGUUAUCAUGGGGAUGGGCAGUUCUAGCUGCCAGUUCUUCAGCUGCUAUUAGACAAUCUGACGGCUGAAGUUCUCUGCAGUUUGAUGUACCUGAAUUGAUUUAUAUCCAGAACUAUGAAAGGAAAGCAUAAGGCUCUUCAGAGGACAUUCAGGCUAGUCAUCAUGUGCAGUCUUGUAAUUGGUGUUAUGUAUCUGAUUUCUCUCUCUCUCUCUCUCUCUCUCUGAGAGCAUCAAAUUCACUGUAUAUCAUUUCUCCGUCCAAUUCAAAUUUUAUUGUGCUUCUCAUUCUUUCGUACUAACUAUUUUUUAACAAAAGCCAAUCACAUUUUCCUAGCAUGUUUCUGAAAAUGUUGUACAACAAUUGAUUUGGUAGUAACUGCCUCGCUAAUUUCACAUUUGCAAUGAAGAAUACUCAAUAUUAUGAGA
This is a messenger RNA of Phoenix dactylifera (date palm), 1994 nucleotides long. RefSeq names its product transmembrane protein (DUF616). The record is from RefSeq and is a predicted model, not a curated record. NCBI's taxonomy places the organism in Eukaryota, Viridiplantae, Streptophyta, Magnoliopsida, Arecales, Arecaceae.